This is a messenger RNA of Paraphaeosphaeria sporulosa, 2043 nucleotides long. RefSeq lists its product as uncharacterized. The annotation marks the transcript as partial. The transcript has 2 exons. Lineage: Eukaryota; Fungi; Ascomycota; Dothideomycetes; Pleosporales; Didymosphaeriaceae. The record is from RefSeq and is a predicted model, not a curated record. Gene Ontology annotation, molecular function: DNA-binding transcription factor activity, RNA polymerase II-specific; zinc ion binding; sequence-specific DNA binding. Gene Ontology annotation, biological process: DNA-templated transcription; positive regulation of transcription by RNA polymerase II.
UGUGACGCGCAAUUACCAGCAUGCACCAACUGCAGGAAGGCGGGUGCAGAGUGUACCGACGGAGAGAGCCUGCGACUCCGGUCUGUCCCAGAUGACCCAGCUGUGUCGCGUCUGCGCAGGCGCGUCACAUGGCUCGAAGCCAUCAUCCGGGAAAGACUGCCUGACGUAGACCUGUCUGUGGAAGCUCCCAUUGAGGGUUCCGAGCCGCCUGAGGAGCGGACAGUGAUUCCGUCGGGUCACGGUGACCAUCGCAGUGUGUCUGUGGACAACACGACAGCUCUACCUUUACAAGCUGUUGCUCAGAAUGAUCAGCGGGCCCACGAGAUUGGUCUCAUUUCUGUAGGUACCGCAGAUCAGCGCUAUCUUGGCCCAUCGAGCGGCUACUUCCUCGCUCGCCUUCUGCUGGGCGACUCUCCACGUAGACACGACCGACGUGAGCCUGUGGACUACAAUGCCGGAAAUUCCACCAAUCUAGCGCAAUCACUUAUCGAUCAACUGGUCUGCGCAACCCCUGGGCCCUUGCCGCUGCCAGGAAAAGCUCAGGCGAAUGAACUCGCCCGUAUCUACUUUGAUACAGUGCAUCCUCAGUACCCGAUCCUCCAUGAACCUUCCUUCAUGCAGGGCAUGAACUAUCUUUACGAUUCGCAUGCACAGACGCUUGAGAACGAUGCCUCGGUUGCAUUCCAAGUGAACAUGGUCCUCGCAAUUGCCACAAGCAUACUGUCCUCCCGAGUCAGGUCUCACGUGCCCGGCGAAUCUUACUGCCUCUCUGCGUUGCAGCACCUUGAACGGCUCAAUGUCCAGAAUUCUUUCUCUGGUCUACAAUGCAUUCUAUUGUUACUCAUCUUUACGAUCCACAGCCCGUAUAUGAGACUGAACGUCUGGUAUCUGAAUUACCACUGUAUUGCCGCUGUCCUAGAGCUGGGUUUGCAGAGAGACGUCACCACGUCUUCUGGAAUCUCACUAUUGGAUCAAGAGAUGAGGACUCGCGUAUUCUGGACUAUUUUCACAUUGGAUAGAACCAUCGCAACCAUGAUGGGACGUCCUAUUGGUCUGCGCGAUGAAGCAUGUGACCUCAGGUUGCCUCAGGAUAUCGAGGAUCACAUGCUGACUGGCUUGGAAAGCUCGCAGGUCUAUGGAACUGGCAACAUGGCUCUAUCCAUUCAUCUCUUCAAGUUGGCUAAAAUUAAUUCAGAGAUCAAAUACGUUGCCAACAGUAUCGUACGCGAAGCCCCUUCGUACGCCUAUCCGCCGAUAUCCGACAUCAACGCGUGGCAACGGGGUAUGCUUGCACAGCUUGAUCAAUGGGGUUCAUCUAUUCCGCAAAUCCAUCCUCGCCAUACAUACGUGCGCACACUAUGCGAACUUCGCUACUACUCUAUGAGAAUACUACUCUUACGACCCAGCCCUGCCAUUCCGAAACCUUCACCUGAGUCGUUAACAGAGUGUUAUGGUCUUGCGUGGCGGGCAAUUCAUGUCUACGACAGACUCUAUCGCCAAGACCAGCUCGUCCAUGACUGGAUGGUCUUGCACGGCAUCAUCUUUAGCACCAUCACUGCUCUGUACUGUAUCAGAGCAGUGCCAGAACUCGCUCGAAACACAGAGCUUGACGAACUGAUGACCAACCUGAGCUUGAGCUUGAGUCUCGUAAGUGUAGCAGGCGAGUAUUGGUCAGGGGCUAAGCGAAGUCGUCAAAUCUUGGAUGACAUGGGAAGAUCUACCAUAAGAUGGAUGAAGUAUCUGAAAACGAACAACACUGAUGAGCUCGGUAUCAAUGGCUCCGGAAGCGAAACAAUACAGGCUCCACCAAACCCAAGUAUUCCUGAUCCAGCGGCUAUGGACACAACACUGGGCGGUUAUUACCAAGGACUCAAUUCCGCCAACACAUUUGCAGAUACGACUCCCUCGGCUUUGAGUCUGGAAGACAGAUUCUGGGCAGAUCCGCCCCAGCAGUUCACAUUCGGCGACAUAACAAAUGUUGAUGAUAUUAUGCAUAGCUUAUUUGAAGACUUUGUUCCGCAGAUGAACAAUAUGCAAGACUAG